Molecule: messenger RNA, 1367 nt
Organism: Dicrocoelium dendriticum
Lineage: Eukaryota; Metazoa; Platyhelminthes; Trematoda; Plagiorchiida; Dicrocoeliidae
Source: the annotation of a GenBank genome assembly
GGGAAACGCUACAAUAGCUGAUCAAUCUGAGGAAUGGCCUAAGUUCAGCAACAUCCUGUGACUGUGGAGUUUUGCCGCAUUGAGUAUGCCUUCACGGUAUUGCAGCUUGUGACGCUAUUAGUCAUCUUGCGAUGAGUCUGCGCUGUUAUUCUGGUCUACUCGGCUCAUCGCAGCCUGUUCACCUCCAGCCAUGUCUCAUGACUUACUCCACCAUAGUUCCAAACAGACCAUCCUCUGUAUAUGCACAGUUAACAAGACAACAGAAGAUCAAGUUCGAUUCUACGCAAACCCGCCUGCUCCCUUAUUUCGACAAGCUCUGCGCUGAAAUGCGCACAUAUGAAAGGAGCUUCACAUUUCCGUUUUUUCUUUUCAAGAAGCCUGCCCCGCUCGGAAUCUAUAUACACGGACCAGUGGGAUGUGGAAAAACAAUGCUGAUGGACAUAUUUUACUCCUGUUGCAGCUUCCGUCAAAAGCGACGUAUUCAUUUUCAUUCAUUUAUGCGGAUGGUUCAUGAGCAGCUACAUACAUUGCGAUGCACCGCUUCUCGAAACAGGCCCUUUGAUCCUAUACCGUCCGUUGCAACUGACAUUACUAACGAAUUCAAGUUAUGGUGUUUCGAUGAGUUGCAGGUUACCGACAUUGCCGAUGCAAUGAUAUUAAGGUACCUCUUUGAACACAUGUUCCUACGCGGUGCAGUUGUCGUCGCCACAUCUAAUCGCCAACCUGAUGAUCUCUACAAAAAUGGCUUACAGAGGAUUAACUUUUUUCCUUUCAUUGAACUCUUGAAAAGAAAAUGUACGGUGCUCAGUUUAGACAGCGCAGUCGAUUAUCGUCGUGAGAUUUCUCCGGGCGACAUCGGAGUUGGUCCUGUCACAUAUUACGUCUAUGAGCAAACUCCAGACGCAGAUCAACGACUGGAAGAGUGGUUCAGAAUUCUUUCUAAAGAAGACAGACACGAAGGACCACCUUCUCCCACGGUUUUGAACGUAUUCGGGCGGUCACUUCUGUUCAAUCACACUGGAAACCGGGUCGUAAUGUGCUCGUUUAGUGAAUUAUGUGAAAGGCCACUUGGAGCAGCGGAUUACACGAGUUUGUCAACUCACUUUCACACACUGGUCCUUCUCCGAGUCCCGAAAUUUCGCUUCGCUAAUUUGGCGAUGUUAAAACGAUUCACCCAUCUCAUCGAUGUGCUGUACGACAACCGAGUUCGUCUGUUAGUUGGCGCUGAAGCUCCUAUCGAUACACUUCUCUGCACAGUUGCUGAGCCGUCGGAUGCGCUUUCUGAUAGACGACGCCAGCUAGCCGACGAUCUGGGUCUCGAUGCAGGGAGCAGAAAAGCGGGAGUUGUUUCAAUGUUUUCCGGCUGA